Molecule: messenger RNA, 1332 nt
Organism: Sciurus carolinensis (gray squirrel)
Lineage: Eukaryota; Metazoa; Chordata; Mammalia; Rodentia; Sciuridae
Product: sperm motility kinase 2B-like
Exons: 2
Coding region: 1-1332 (443 amino acids)
Biological process (GO): protein phosphorylation; microtubule cytoskeleton organization; intracellular signal transduction
Cellular component (GO): cytoplasm
Molecular function (GO): ATP binding; protein serine/threonine kinase activity; tau-protein kinase activity
Source: RefSeq, a predicted model, not a curated record
AUGCAUAGCCAGAGUAGACAGACUAGUGUAGCGUUGCAGGGGCCCAGCUCCUGCGAAGAGACGGCCUUCCGGGACCGCUAUGAGGUCCUGAGGACCAUCGGGCGUGGUGGGUGUGCAGAGGUGCACGUAGCCCGCCAUCUCCUCACUGGGGCAGAGGUUGCAGUGAAAGUGCUGCCAAAGGUAAAGAGGAAGCUGGCCCUUUCCGAACCGGAGGUGAUGAGGUCACUGGAUCACCCCAACGUUAUCCAGCUCUUCCAGGUGAUCGAAACCUGUGAGCACGUCUACUUGGUGAUGGAGCACGCCACAGGGGGCCAGGCGCUCAAGCACAUCCCACCCAGGGGCAUGCGGCAGGAGGAGGCGCGGAGGGUGUUCCGGCAGAUCGCGGGGGCGGUGGGCUACUGCCACAGCCAGGGCGUGGUGCACCUGGACCUGAAGUUGCCCAACGUGGUGGUGGAUGCGGCUGGCACCUGCAAGCUCAUCGACUUUGGCCUCAGCCUGAGGGUCAGGCCUGGGCAGAAGCUGCGCAGGUUCUGGGGCACCCUCGCCUACCUUGCUCCCGAAAUCCUCCUGAGGCGAAGAUAUGAGGGCCCCCCAGCGGACGUGUGGAGCCUGGGCGUCAUCCUGUUUUAUCUGUUGACCGGAAGGUGCCCCUUCAGGGCGGUCUUGCGCUCGGGGAUGGUGAGGCGGAUCCAGGAGGGAAGGUACCACAUCCCUGACCGCGUUCCGUCCCAAGCACGCAGGCUCAUCCGUAGCAUGCUGAGCAUGGACCCGGCGCGGCGCCCCACGGUAGAGCAAGUCCUCCAGCACCCGUGGCUGAGGGAGGGUGAGGAGGCUUCGCCCUGUCAGGAUGGGGAGCCACCCCCCAAACGCCCAGACCCCGCCAUAAUGGCAGCCCUGGUGGACUUGGGUCACGACCCUUAUGAGGCCUGGGUGUCUCUGACUAGGGGGAAAUUUGAUGACGCGGCGGCCCGCCUACCUGAUCCUUCGGCACCAGCUGAGCCAGGGGGCGGGUUGCGCGUUCAAGGGGAGGCCCGAGCGACCCGCACACCCUUCCGAUGGCUCCGUCCUCCCAAGGAGGAGCACCAGCGAGCUUGCCCUUCGCCCUUGCCCCUCGUGCCGAUCCCUGCACCUGCCCCUGUGCCCCAGAAGCCCAGCCCUUCCCGCAAAGAUACCUCCACAGGGCAGCCCAAGGCCUGGAAGCGGGUGGCUAGGAGGCUUGCCACCUGCUUCCGCCAGCUGUGUUGCUGCGAGCCCUGUGGCAGCAAAGAAGACUCUCCAGGGACCAGAGAGCAGAAACGUGGCAGAGGCAGAGUGCGAGUGGCUCCCAUGUGA